AUGGACGCUACUCAACCGCAAUACGAACUAUCCGUAGUAACACAAUGCCUAAAGUCUGCCAUUGACGUCAUCCAAUGGUUGAUUCCUACUAUUACUAAGUUCAGCCAAUCACACCCGUUAGUUUUCCAACUAUUGUUUAUUUUCUUCACAUUUUAUGUCUUUUACAAGUUGUUGAUGAACUUCAUUACUCUGGUCAAAAGAUUCCUGUAUUUGACGUUGGUAGUAACAUGUAUCGGUAUUUAUAUGCGUGGUUCGCAGCAGUUUUUGACUGUGGACCUGUUGAAUUUCUACAAUUUCGUCAUGUCAAAUAGAUACUACGCAUUUAAAAUUUAUACUCUGUUUAUUAAUGCCCUGGAAAGAGAAAUCAACACUGUUUAUCAUUUGGCGCAGAUGAAAAUGGAACAGUUGCUUAAAUAG
Saccharomyces cerevisiae S288C is the source of this 417-nucleotide messenger RNA. RefSeq names its product Apq12p (gene APQ12). The record is from RefSeq and is marked reviewed. Lineage: Eukaryota; Fungi; Ascomycota; Saccharomycetes; Saccharomycetales; Saccharomycetaceae. Gene Ontology annotation, cellular component: endoplasmic reticulum membrane; nuclear membrane. The transcript has a single exon. The coding region runs from base 1 to 417 and encodes 138 amino acids.